GAUGCUUCCCCGGAAAACCAUUUGUCAAGCUAAAAUGGAGCGCGACAUUACCGAAGAGUUCAUCAACGGCCUCUUAAGCCCCGAGGAGAAGUACGUUACCAACUUGGAGCUGCCUACAAUGAUGGAGAUGACUCUCAGCGGCAAGCUCAGGGCUGCCAAACUUGUGCGGGCGUUUUGUAAGAGAGCUGCCUAUGGGCAUCAACUGAAUCAUAACUUGCUUGAGAUCAACUUCGAGCCAGCAAUCGAAAGAGCGGAGUGGAUGGACGACUACUAUGAGAAGUGGAAACAUCCCAUUGGCCCCUUGCACGGCCUGCCGAUUACUAUGAAAGACCAGUACCACGUCAAGGGAAUGGGGACUACGAUGGGCUACGUCGGGUGGAUAGAUACGUUCGAAGGUGUAUCUCCUCCCAAACCUGAUAUCCAGAGUGUGAUUGUUCGCGAGUUGGAAGCUCUCGGCGCCAUUAUCAUAGCGAAGACCACACUGGCACAAACUCUCGGGGCAACUGAAACUCGCAACAAUAUAUUGGGCUACAAUCUUAACCCCCGAAACCAGAGACUCUCCUCUGGAGGGAGUUCGGGAGGAGAGGGUGCUGUCCAAGCAUUAAGAGGCAGUGCGAUCGGGAUCGGUAGCGAUGUAGGUGGCUCCGUGUCAAUUCCCGCGGCGUUCAACGGCGUAUACAGCAUUAAGCCUUCCUCCGGGCGGCUGUCCUUUAUGGGCGCAGCAAAUUCGUCACCGGGCCAAAUCAUCAUCCCCACUGUUCCGGGAGUUCUAGGGCACUCUGUAGCGUCCCUAGAAUACUUAGUGAAGUCUCUAGUCUCGUUGAAGCCGUGGCCCCAUUACCCCGACGUCAAGCUGUUCCCCUGGAGAGAUCAAGGCGAGAUGAAUUUUAAGCUGUCGUUUGGGAUCAUGAAAUUCGAUGGCGUGGUCAUGCCUCAUCCUCCGAUUCUGCGAGCUCUGGGGACAGUCGAAAAGGCACUUUGCACCGAUGGACAUGAGUUCAUUGAGUGGGAUCCACCUCCACACAGCGAUGCAUCAUAUAUUCACCGCAUCAUUACCACUGCCAACGGAGGUUACGACUUCUUCAAGCAGUUGGACCUCUCUAAAGAGCCUCUCAUAGAGGAGAUGGAGUCCGAAUUCCCGGAUUCUAGACCAAUUGCCCCGUUGGAUAUCAAAGAAGUUGAAGAGGCUGUGAUAAAAAUGAAAAAGUAUAAGGCUGAGUACCAGGAAUACUGGCUAUCGACUGCAAGGAAUACCAGUACAGGACGUCCAGUCGAUGCUCUGAUACUGCCAGUAUGGCCCUCAGCGGCUACGAUACCGGGGAGCCCCGGGUACGGCGGCUAUAUCGGCCCGGCCAAUGUUCUGGAUCAUUGCACCCUAGUAAUCCCGGUAACACGUGCGGACAAAUUCAUCGACAUCGUCGAUGAAGCUUACGAGCCUGCCAACGAGACAGACAAAAGUAUAUGGGAAUCGUACGACCCCGAUACGUAUCACGGGGCACCCGCUGCCAUCCAGGUUCAAUGUCAACGCCUAGAGGAAGAGAAGCUCCUCGGUAUCGGCAAGGUCAUAGUGAAAGCUUUGUCAGUAACUGGAGCCACAGGCCAGCUUGGGAAGCUAACUUUAGAGCCUUGAUCCGGCGUUUCUAUUCGCACCAGGAGGGAUGCUUAUUCUCACCUUACAUUUCCCACACUCCCCUUUCACGCUGACCACAGGC
Molecule: messenger RNA, 1712 nt
Organism: Durotheca rogersii
Lineage: Eukaryota; Fungi; Ascomycota; Sordariomycetes; Xylariales; Xylariaceae
Product: amidase signature domain-containing protein
Exons: 11
Source: RefSeq, a predicted model, not a curated record